AUGUUUAUUAAGGUUCGCUUCAGAGAAGAGGAUCAAGCCGCCUUCCACUACUUUUGGCGACGGCCAGGAGAUAGUGGGCCACCGGUGACCUAUCAAAUGAUGGUCGACAUGUUCGGGGCCGCUUCCUCACCAACAUCAUACGCCACCAUUUCCUGUUGUCACCAUUUGAUUGAACUUUUAAAAAAUGGUGGAUUCCCUCUUACUCAAGCGAUGAGUUCGUCAAGGGAACUGUGGCUCUCAUUCCCACCCAAAUUUCGAGCCAAACCGGCGUUGAACAUCGGUCUAGAUGAACUGCCAGUGGAAAGGACCCUGGGACUAAUUUGGCAAGUAGAAUCCGGCACGUUCACCUUUCUGCUAAACAUCGAGAACGAUGCAGAUACUAAACGGGAGAUCGUCAGCUCAGUGGCCAGUAUUUUCGACCCAAAGGGAUUUCUUGCCUGCAUCACCGUGAUUCCCAAGAAAAUCAUUCAAGACAUCUUGCGUUUAGGAAGGAAGGAAGAAGGUGGACAGUCGUGGUACGAUGAACUUCCAAGCAGCAUAACGGAAAGAUGGAAAACCUUCCCCAAGAAUUAA
Molecule: messenger RNA, 573 nt
Organism: Daphnia pulicaria
Lineage: Eukaryota; Metazoa; Arthropoda; Branchiopoda; Diplostraca; Daphniidae
Exons: 2
Coding region: 1-573 (190 amino acids)
Source: RefSeq, a predicted model, not a curated record